AGCUGCGGCGUCUCCUCUUUCCUGCGUGGCCCCUGCUUUAUUGUUAUCCGAGGGGUCAGGACCCGAGGCCACUUGCAUUAUUGAUGCUCCUUCCUAAGGCGGGAGACUAGGGAGGGCUGGACCUGUAGACCCCACCAGAGACGAACCAGAAGCGGGUGGUGCGCUGCGGAGGGUCUGAGGAAACCGGCGGGCAGCCAGAUCGUCAGGAAGAGGAGAGGACGAAGGCACCGGGAAGCCCCUCUUCACCGGGUCCGCCAUGGGCGGGAGAAAGGGUAAAGCGCCUCGGCGGCCCGAGAGACCCGAGAGGCGGGCCUCGGGGGAGCAGGAGUCCAGGUCUGCCAGCGCAGACGGCGCGCCCAGCGAGGAGCGCCGACCCGGCCGCAGUAAGGCCCGAGUACCCAGACCGGUCUUGGAGUCGGCCUCCGCGGGAGGCCAGGGGACCCCUGGUGGCCGCAGGAAGCCCUCCGCCGAGGGUAACAGCGGCUGCAGGCGGCCAGGCGCUGGAUCUCCACCAACCGCCCAGGGAAGACAAGGCAGCGCCAGGCGGCGGGGACGGGGGCUCAAGGAGAGCCGCGAGUCCGGGGACAGCCGUGGGGGGCGCCUGGAGGGCAGUCUCCCCCAAGGAGAGGGGAGAACAAGUGAGCCCGGCCACCGCAGGAGGAAAGGAAAAGGGCGGGCACCCUCGGCUCGGCGGGGCCGACGGAAGUCUCAGAGCCUCGAUGGGCACACGUCCGGCCCGGACGGGGACAGCUCCUGCCCGGAUAGCGAAGCCCGAGAGGCCCAGGAGAGCAGCAGCCAGAGCGGCGGGGCUCCGGAGCUGCAGCCCAAGUCAGAGCAAACGGACACGGGCUCGGGAGGCACCCAGAGCGGGUCGGAGUCGGCCCGGGAGCAGGGCGAACAUCCGAGCACGGAUGAGCCCCGGAGCCAGGAAGAGUCGUCGGGGACGGGACCCCAGAAAGAGCCGGAGGAUCCCGGGACAGACACGGACUGGAGUACGCAGGGGGAGGGGGCCGGGCCUGGACGCGGCGCACAGGCAGCCCCAGUAUCAGCGAGCCAGGCCACGGAGGCCAAGGACUCUGAGCCGGGCAGAAAAGCCGGGCCCUCCGGCCCCCUCGAGGGCAGCCCCGCGGGCGUCCCACAGAGCUCCCGGGCUUCUCUGGACCCAAGGCCGACCCGGGACGCAAGUGACAAGAGGGCGCAGCCGGAGGCGGAGCAGCGGGGAGCAGAGUCCGGAGGAGCUGGGGCCUCGACUGCCAGGGCUCCGCACCGCCAUGUGGGAAAGGUGGUGGGGAAGGUGCAUGCGGCGGCGGCCGGCGAGAACGCAGCAGGGGGCGCAGGGGGAGCCGCGCCCGGGGACCCAGCGCCGCUGGCCGCCCUCGUGACGCUCCAUCGGCUCCGCGCGAGGCCGACACCAGGCCCUGCUCCCCAGGCCGUGGGUCCGCGUCGUGCCGGCCUCAAGGAGAGGCUCCUGCGUGUGGCACGGGCCCUGGGAUUCCUGCAGUGGCUGUGGCGUCGGCUCCGGCUGCGCGCGAACGGGAGGCAGGAGGCGGGCCCGGAGGAGGGGUCGCGGGCGGGCGAGGGGCGGGGUCGCGGGCCGGCGCUACGGCGCCGUCUAGGGCUGCGCCUGGCGGGCGUAGUGGGGCUGGGGGUGCGGCCGAGGGCUCCCCCUGGCGGCAGUCCGCUCUCCCCGCAGGCAACCGAGAGCCCAGCCUGCCACCACCCUUCUGAGGACGAGGACCCCACUCCGGAUCCCAAGUUCGCGGUCGUGUUCCCGAGGAUCCACAGGGCGGGGAGGGCAUCGAGCAGCCGGAGCUCAGAGGAAGCGUCCGCGGACGCUCCUGCCGCGGAAGGGCGCGUUUGGCCUUGCGCAGGGCCCUCAAGGGACAGUGAGGUACCCACGGUGAGUGGAGAAAAUGUGGCCGGGCCCCGCCGCGGCUCUCUCCUCGGGGGUGUCCACGGGGGGACUUCCCGUGACGAGCCCCCCCAGGAAGAGAGCAGCUCCAGCAGCGAAGCAGAGCCAGAGACCUUGGAAGCCGAGGCUCCGGUGCACUGGGCUCGGAGCUCAGACACCGGCGAGGACCCUGGGCUUGCCACAGACGCGCUGCUGCCCCGGCUCACUUUGGAGAGGAGCCCAGGUCCGUACCGGUCGCAGAGGGAGCGGUGGGAGCCAGAAGAUGAGGUCGAAGAGGCGCUGGAGAGGGAGUUGGAGCUGAGCCUUGGGUCAGGCCUGGAGCCGCCGUCCUUUCUGGGGGCCGAGGGCAGGAGCCCAGGCGCCGUCCUGGAAGACACGGAGGACCUGGCUUGGCUGCAGCCUCUGUGCGACAGCUCCGUUCUGCUGUGCCUCAAGAAGAGGUUUCGCCUGGGCCGCAUCUAUACCUUUGGGGGGCCCCUCCUGCUCGCUCUGAACCCCCGCUGGCCCCUGCCUCUCUUCUCACCUGAGGUCCUGGCCAGCUACCACCCCAGCAAGGCCCCCAACGCCGCCCCACACGUCUUUGCCAUCGCGGCCUCAGCCUACAGCCUGUCUCAGAGCACCGGGCAGGGCGUGUGCAUUCUCCUCAGCCCCUCCGUCCUUCCCUCCUGCAGUGGGCGCAGCGGCUCAGGGAAGACAGAGGCUGCCAAACAGCUCAUGCGGUUCCUAAGUAGCCUGCAGCAGGAGCAGACGAGGGACAGAGGGUGGCAGCUGGACGAUGUGCUGCCCUUGCUAGGCAGCUUUGGCCAUGCCAAGACAGUCCUCAAUGCCAACGCCAGCCGCUUCGGCCAGGCCCUGCGCCUCUGCCUGCAGCAUGGAGUCAUCGUGGGAGCUUCUGUGUCACAUUAUCUGCUCGAGACCUCGAGGGUGGUGUUUCAGGGCCGGGCCUGCAGGCUCCAGGGCAAGGACGACGCCCAGGACUUCACAAGGCUGGCGAAGGCCCUGCAGGCGCUGGGCUUGUGCCCCGAGGAGCUGACGGCAGUCUGGGCCGUGCUGGCCGCCAUCCUGCACCUGGGCAACACCUGCUUCUCCUCCUCGGAGAGGGAGUCCCAGGAGGUGGCUGCCGUGUCCAGCUGGGUCGAGAUCCACACGGCAGCCCGGCUGCUGCGGGUGCCGCCCGAGCGCCUGGAGGGGGCUGUCACCAGGAGGGUCAUGGAGACUCCCUAUGGCCCGGCCUCAAGACCCCUGCCCCUGGAGAGCGCCAUCGAUGCCAGGGACGCGCUGGCCAAGGCCCUGUACUCCAGCCUCUUCUCCUGGCUUCUGGGGAGGACCAACGCGCAGCUGGCCCCGCCCGGCGAGGGAGGCGGCACAGACAACGUCACUGUCGUGGACGUCUACGGCUUUGAGGCUCUGCGGGUGAACGGCCUGGAGCAGCUGUGUAACAACCUCGCGAGCGAGCGCCUGCAGCUCUUCUGCAGCCAGAUGCUGCUGGCCCAGGAGGAGGAGGAGUGUCGGCGGGAGCUGCUGCCCUGGGUGCCCAUCCCCCAGUCUCCGAGGGAGUCCUGCCUGGACCUGCUGGCGGACCAGCCCCACAGCAUCCUGAGUAUCCUGGAUGCCCAGACACGGCUGUCCCAGGCCACAGACCACACCUUCCUGCAGAAGUGCCACUAUCACCACGGCGACCACCCCUGCUACGCCAAGCCCCAGCUGCCCCUUCCCAUCUUCACCGUGCGACAUUACGCAGGCCCCGUCACCUACCAGGUUCACAAAUUUCUAGACAGAAACCGGGAUUGCCUUGACCCAGCUGUGGUAGAAAUGCUCGCCCAGAGCCAGCUCCAGCUGGUGAGCAGCCUGCUCCAGGGAGCAGAGGCCCAGCUCGGAGGAGGGCGAGGCACAGCCACGCUGGCCUCUCAAUUCCAGCAGUCCCUGGGGGACCUCCUCGCCAGGCUGGGCAGGAGCCGUGUUUACUUCAUCCAGUGCCUCAGCCCCAACCCCGGCAAGCUUCCGGGCCUCUUCGACGUGGGGCACGUCUCGGAGCAGCUGCGCCAGGCAGGUGUCCUGGAGGCCAUCGGCGCCCGCAAUGCUAACUUCCCCGUGCGCGUGCCCUUCCGCACCUUCCUGGCCAGGUUCCGGAUCCUGGGGACCCCGGGGCAGGGAGAGUCCUCUGACCGGGAGAGGUGUGGUGCCAUCCUGAGCCAGGUGCUGGGGGCUGAGUCGCCCCUCUGUCACCUUGGAGUCACCCAGAUCCUGCUGCGAGAGCCUGGCUGGCGGCAGCUGGAACAGCACCGCGCCCAGCGGCGCUCCCAGGCGCUGCUCACCCUGCACAGCGGCCUCCGGGCCUACAUCUCCCGCCAGCGCCUCCGCCUCCUGCCACGGAUUCAGGCUCGUGUGCGGGGGCUCCAGGCCAGGAAGCGGUACCUCCGGCGGCGGGCGGCGCUGGGACAGCUGCACACCGUCCUGCUGGCGGCCCGGCCCCUGCUCUGGAGGCGGCGGCGCAGACUGCAGCUUGGGCUUUGGAGCGGCUGGCACGGCAGCGGGUCCUCCCAGAACGCGCCAAGCAUGGAGCUGGGGCGCCUGGAGAUCCCAGCCGAGCUGGCUGUCAUGCUGAGGACAGCGGAAGGCCGCCAGCACACUCUGGCCCAGAGCAUCACCGAGGCCAAGCCCCCGGAAGUUCCUGCUCGGCCCAGCCUGACCCUCCCGCCGGACAUCGACCAGUUCCCCUUCUCCAGCUUCAUCUCCACCGGCUUCCAGGAGCCAUCUCUGCCCACCCCUGGGCAGCUGCUGGCCAGGCCCCUGACCCAGCUGGUCGGCGAGGCCCCUCAGCGUGCCCUGGAUAUCAACAAGGUGAUGCUGCGGCUCCUGGGGGAGGAGUCCCUGCUGCCCUGGCAGGAGCAGGUCAUGGGCACGUACCUGGUGAGGCAGGGGCAGCGCCGGCCGCCCCUGCGGGACGAGCUCUUCAGCCAGCUGGUGGCCCAGCUCUGGCGCAACCCCAGCGAGCAGCAGAGCCAGCGCGGCUGGGCCCUCAUGGCCGUCCUGCUCAGCGCCUUCCCCCCUCUGCCCGCCCUGCAGAAGCCGCUGCUCAAGUUUGUGUCUGACCAGGCCCCCAGUGGCACGGCAGCGCUGUGCCAGCACAAGCUGCUGGGGGCCCUCGAGCAGACGCGGCUGGCCCCUGGGACCACACGUGCCCACCCCCCGACCCAGCUCGAGUGGACGGCCGGACGGCGGCGGGGCCGCAUGGUGCUGGACGUCUGCACUUUCAGCGAGGAGUGCUUCUCGGCGGAAGUGGAGUCCUGGACCACGGGGGAGCAGCUGGCCGGGUGGAUCCUGCAGAGAAGAGGCCUGGAGGGCAUUCCCCGUGGCUGGUCCGUGUCCCUGCAUUCUGGGGACUCCUGGCAGGACUUGGCUGGCUGUGACUUCGUGCUGGACCUGAUCGGCGAGACUGAGGACACGGGGGACCCUGCGGGUCCCUGCGACUACCCCAUCACCCCCCAGAGCUUGAUUAAGGACAUCCCUCCUGCCCCUGGCGUCCAGGCCCCCUCUCUGUUCCCAGGUCCUCCUCCAGGUCCAGCCCCGACACUGCCCAGCAGGGGCCACACAGGUGAGUCCCGGGCCUCAGGGAGCCUGGACAGCUACCUGGACGACAUCUUCCAGCCCGUCCUCUCCCCGGGCCUCAGUGACCUGGAGCAGGGCAGGGCUCUGAGCAGCCGCAUGAAGGGCGGGGGCGCCAUGGGGCCCAUGCAUCAGGGAAGCUACCCUAUGGCCUACCCAGGGAUGAUGCAGAUGCCUGGGUACCAGCCAGCUAUGAUGCCGCCACCCAUGCCCAUGAUGCCAGCAAUGGGCGCGGUCCCUGCCAUGCCAGCCAUGGUGGUGCCGCCACAGCCACAGCCGCAGCCGCAGCCCCUGCUUCCCAGCGUGGACGUAAGGCAGCUGGCAACUCAGCAGCAGAACUUCAUCAACCAGCAGGCGCUGAUCCUGGCCCAGCAGAUGACCGCCCAGGCCAUGAGCCUGUCCCUAGAGCAGCAGACACAGCAGCGCCAGCGCCAGCCCCGGGCAGCUCCGGCCGUUGCCCCCAAGCCUAAGAAGCCCCCAGUGCCCCAGAAGGAGCCGGAGUUGCAGCCGGAGCCAGAGCCAGAACCGGAGCCAGACAUGGUGGGUACCUGCCUGCAGCACACCUCGGAGGAGGCCCCGCUGGGUAAACACAGGCCCAAGAGCUUCCAGCAGAAGCGGGACUAUUUCCAGAAGAUAGGGCAGCAGCAGCCGAGCAAGAUGAAGACGGUGAAGCCUCCACCCAAGGUGCAGAUCCCCCAAGGGGAGGAGCAGGAGGAGGAGGAAGAGGAGGAGCAGGAGGAGGAGCAGGAGGAGGAGGAGGAGCCCCGUACAGGGCCAUCCCCUCCUGUGCCCCAGCCCCGGGUUGUGAAGAAGCCCCCACCGCAAGGCGGGGCCAAGGCGGCACUGAAGGCUGAGGCCGAGCCAGCCCGGGAGGCGGGGCCAGCCUGGGAGGCGGGGCCUGCACGCGGCCCCAGGCCAGCACAGGGCCGCCCACCCACGCCCAGCAGGGAGAUUGGUAACAUCAUCCGCAUGUUCCAGAGCCGCCCAGGCCCGGUGCCUGUGCCGGUGCAGCCAUCCAGGAAGCCUUCCCAAAUUUUCCAGAAGAAAAACACCCCCAAGGACGAGGCUCUGGCCAAGCUGGGGAUCGCUGGCGCCCACGUGCCCUCCUCGGUGCCGACCCCCAGCCCAGAGAAGGGCCCCCCGCCGGCGGUGGCCCCUAAACCCAAGACCCCCACCAGGGUACGGGCCUCCGACUCCAUCAAGAAGAAGCAGGUUCCGCUGCAGGAGCUGUUUGGCCAGAACCCGCCCAGUCCCCAGGCACCCCCACCUGCACCAGUGCCCCCGCUGCCUCCGCUGGAGGACUUGGGAACCCCUGCGGCGGAGCCCCACGGCCGGACGGAGCCCUGGGGGGACGAGGGCCCCCGCACCCAGCUGCUCGCGCCCUCCGGCAGCGUGUGCUUCUCCUACGCCAACACGCCCUGGAGGCUGUUCCUGCGCAAGGAGGUGUUCUACCCCCGGGAGAGCUUCAGCCACCCCUACAGCCUCAGGCUCCUCUGUGAGCAGAUCGUCAGGGACACCUUUUCCGAGUCCUGCACCCGGAUCUCCCAGGACGAGCGGAGCAAAAUGAAAGACCUGCUGGGAGACCUGGAGGUGGGCCUGGACUCACUCGUCACCGCUGAGGACAACGUCAAGAAGCGCAUUGUGGUGGCCGCGAGGGACAACUGGGCCAAUUACUUCUCCCGCAUUUUCCCCGUCUCGGGAGAGAGCGGCAGCAACGUGCAGCUGCUGGGGGUGUCCCACCGGGGGCUGAGACUGCUCAGGGUGGCCCACGGCCCCGGCGCCUGCUCCCAGCAACUGAAGACUCUCCGCUCCUACAGCUUCGCCGAGGUGCUGGGCGUGGAGUGCCAAGACGGUGGCUCUGCCCUGGAGCUGACGCUGAAGAGCGAGCAGCUGGUGCUGCGCACGGCCCGGGCAGGUGCCAUCAAGGCCACGGUGGAGCUCUUCCUGCAGGAGCUCAGGAAGGACUCCGGCUACGUCAUCGCCCUGCGGAGCUACAUCACCGAUGACCGCAGCCUCCUCAGCUUCCACCGUGGGGACCUCAUCAAGCUGCUGCCGGUGGCCCGCGUGGAGCCGGGCUGGCAGUUUGGUUCCACCGGGGGCCGCUCGGGGCUCUUUCCCGCCGACCUCGUGCAGCCGGCUCCCGCCCCCGUCCUCUCCUCGCUGGAGCAGAGGACUGACCAGUCCAAGAGUCAGCUGCGGAGCCGAGAGCCCAGCCCGGCUCCCAGGGAGGUGAGGAAGACAGGAGGGCAGGGCCACGCUCGCUCCCGGAGCUGGGCACUCAGUGACAGCUCGGAGACCACCUCUGGCCCGUCUGCCUCACCGUCCACGGACCCCCACAACUACAGCAUGCAGGAAUUUGCCCUGAAGUACUUCCGGAAGCCCCCGGCCUUGCCUGACCAGACUGGCAGGGGUGCUAACGGGAAAACCGAGGCCAGCCUGGUGCAGUACACCACGGACCCCAUCCAGGAAUCGCUCAUCAGCCUCAGUGACGAGGGCGUGAGCAGGCAGGCCGUGGAAAGCUUCCAGGCUCUGAUGCAGUUCAUGGGGGACCAGCCGAAGCUGCGGGGCAAGGACGAGGUGGAGCUGCUGUACCUGCUGCUGAAGCUGUGCCAGGAGAAGGAGAACCUCCGGGAUGAGAUCUACUGCCAGGUCAUCAAGCAGGUCACAGGACACCCCCAGCCGGAGCCCUGUGCCCGAGGCUGGAGACUCCUCAGCCUCCUCACCGGCUUCUUCCCCCCAUCCCCCACGCUGCUGCCCUACGUGACCAAGUUUCUGCAGGACUUAGGCCCGUAUCAAGAGCUGGCCUGCAGCAGCCAGGAGCACCUGCAGCGCACGGUCAAAUACGGCGGGCGCCAGCAGCUGCCGUCCCCGGGCGAAAUGCAGGCUAUCCUGAAAGGGAAGACGGACCGCCUGCUUCCCAUUCACCUGCCCGGAGGCCUGAGCUACAAGACCAACAUCUCAACGUUCACUGUGGCAGCAGAGGUGCUGGAGGAGAUGUGCGGGCAGAUGGGCAUCUCGGACCCCAAGGAGGUGCAGGAAUUCGCCCUCUUCCUCAUCAAAGGGGAAGGCAAGCUGGUGCGGCCCCUGCGGCCUCACGAGUACCUCAACAACGCGGCGGGGGGCCCGGACGCCAGCUUGCACAGCCGGCGGCUCAGCUGGGAGACGCCCCUGCACUUCGAUAACCCCACCUACAUCGGCGCCCACUACAGCCAGGUGCAGCGGGACUACCUGCAGGGGAAGCUGCCGGUCGGCACGCAGGCCGACGCCCGAGUUGCCAGGCUGGCCGCCCUGCAGCACCUCAGCAGGGCCCAGGCGGCGCCCCCAUCAGAGCAAGACCUGUCGGCUUACUUGCCGAAGCCGCUGAGAGGUCAGGUGGACGUGGCCACCACGGGGAGCCUGGUGGCUCGGGAGCUGAGGCAGCUGCAGGGGUGCAGCCCCCACGAGGCGCAGAUCGGCUUCAUCGAGGCCGUGAGCCAGCUGCCCCUCUUCGGCUGCACCGUCUACAUGGUCCUGCGCUCGAGCCAGCAGACCCUGCCCGGGCCCGGCCUCCUGGGGCUGAGCCGCCAGCGCCUCAUCCUCAUGGACCCCAGCUCCCAGACACCCCACUGCUCCAUCGCCCUGAGGGACCUGCGCCAGCUCCACCUGCUGAGCCCCCUGGACGAAGAGGGGCUCCCCGGCCUGGAGCUCAACUACGGCUCCGCCGACAGCCCCCAGACCAUCUGGUUUGAGCUGCCGCAGGCCCAGGAGCUGAAGCACACCAUCGCCUACCUGCUGGACGACGGCACUGAGUCCCCUUAGUGGCCGGCCUCAGCCGAGAGGAGGGGCACGGGGGUGGAGAGGAGGAAGGAGCCCCUCCCCGGACCAAAACCCAUCCGGACAGACGGUCCCCCUCGAGCGCUGUCGGGUCACUCCGACCUGGAUGUCCUGGCCCGGCUGGCCCACACGGAGGCCCCCAAGUUAGGGGCUGCUACUGUGACCUCAGCUGGGAGAGAGCAGCGGCACGGAUCCUUCU
This is a messenger RNA of Phyllostomus discolor (pale spear-nosed bat), 9530 nucleotides long. RefSeq names its product myosin XVB (gene MYO15B). Gene Ontology annotation, cellular component: myosin complex; cytoskeleton. The transcript has 63 exons. The coding region runs from base 257 to 9316 and encodes 3019 amino acids. Gene Ontology annotation, molecular function: protein binding; cytoskeletal motor activity; ATP binding. The record is from RefSeq and is a predicted model, not a curated record. NCBI's taxonomy places the organism in Eukaryota, Metazoa, Chordata, Mammalia, Chiroptera, Phyllostomidae.